This is a messenger RNA of Paraphaeosphaeria sporulosa, 1521 nucleotides long. RefSeq names its product sugar transporter-like protein. NCBI's taxonomy places the organism in Eukaryota, Fungi, Ascomycota, Dothideomycetes, Pleosporales, Didymosphaeriaceae. The record is from RefSeq and is a predicted model, not a curated record. Gene Ontology annotation, molecular function: transmembrane transporter activity. The transcript is spliced from 2 exons. Gene Ontology annotation, biological process: transmembrane transport. The coding region runs from base 1 to 1521 and encodes 506 amino acids.
AUGGUGGUCGAUGAUGUGUUGAGGGAGGCGCCGGGGGCGGUGCUGGACGGGGCUGUCGACCCGGUGUAUGAGGCGAAGGCGAGGGUGCUGAACAAGGCGAUUCAGGACAUUGGUAUGGGGAGAUAUCAGUGGCAGCUAUUCAUCGUCGUCGGCUUCGGCUGGGCCCAAGACAACCUCUGGCCCAUUGCGACCUCACUCAUCCUGCCCCCCAUCCGUCUCGAGUUCAAACCCGACCGCGCCCCCUACCUCACACUCGCGCAAAAUAUCGGACUCCUCGUCGGCGCCGUGUUCUGGGGCUUCGGCUGCGACAUCUUCGGCCGCCGAUGGGCGUUCAACGCUACCAUCGGUAUCACGGCGGUGUUUGGGCUCGCGGCUGCCGGGUCGCCUAGCUUUGCUGCCAUUGGGGUAUUUGCGUGUCUCUGGAGUAUCGGCGUGGGCGGGAACUUGCCUGUUGAUUCGGCGAUCUUCCUAGAGUUCCUGCCGGGGAGUCACCAGUGGUUGCUGACCGUUCUCUCGAUCGACUGGGCGCUGGCGCAAGUCUUUGCAACGCUCGUUGCGUGGCCGCUGCUCGGCGACCUCACCUGCGAGGAAACGGACCCAGUCUGCACGAAAGCGCAGAACAUGGGAUGGCGCUACUUCAUGAUUGUGCUGGGCGGCGUGGCAAUGGCCAUGUUCUUCGGACGCUUCGUCUUCUUCACCAUCUACGAGUCGCCCAAGUUCCUCAUGGGCAAAGGGCAAGACGCCGAAGCAGUCAAAGUUGUCCACGAAGUCGCGCGCCGCAACGGCAAAACCUCGUCCCUCACCCUCGACGACCUUUCCGCCUGCAACACCCUCGCACUCCCCGGCACGACGCCACAGCGCUCCCACGCCGCCGCCGCCGUCCAGCGCAAUCUCGAGAAGAUAAACACCUCCCACGUCAAAGCACUCUUCGCCACCCCCAAGCUCGCCUACAGCACCACCCUCAUCACCCUCGUGUGGGCGUUCAUCGGCCUCGGCUUCCCGCUGUACAACGCCUUCCUCCCCUUCAUCCAGGCCACCCGCGGCGCAGACUUUGGCGACGGCUCCACAUACCUGACGUACCGCAACUCGCUCAUCAUCGCCGUGCUGGGCAUCCCCGGCUGCCUGCUCGGCGGAUACCUGGUGGAGCGACCCAGGAUUGGGCGAAAAGGCACGCUGGCGGGCGCGACGGUGCUGACGGGCGUGUUCCUCUUCUGUUCGACCACGGCGCUGACCUCGGCGUCUUUGUUGGGGUGGAACUGCGCGUACAACUUCAUGUCCAACAUCAUGUACGCGGUGCUGUACUCGUACACGCCCGAGAUCUUCCCGACCAAGGAUCGCGGGACGGGGAAUGCGAUUACGGCGAGUGCGAACCGCGUGUUUGGCAUCAUGGCGCCGAUUGUGGCCAUGUAUGCGAAUCUGGAGACGAGCGCGCCCGUGUACGUGAGCGGGGCGCUGUUUGUGGCGAGUGGGUUGCUUGUGCUGGUCUUGCCGUUUGAGAGCAGGGGGAAGGCGAGCUUGUGA